Tyto alba (common barn owl) is the source of this 2347-nucleotide messenger RNA. RefSeq names its product ninein-like protein. Lineage: Eukaryota; Metazoa; Chordata; Aves; Strigiformes; Tytonidae. The record is from RefSeq and is a predicted model, not a curated record. Bases 284 to 1879 code for a protein of 531 amino acids. Gene Ontology annotation, biological process: microtubule anchoring at centrosome. The transcript has 15 exons. Gene Ontology annotation, cellular component: centrosome.
GCCGCGUGCGCAUGCGCGGUGAGUGAGGGCUGGGAAAGAUGCGGAGCCCAAAGGCAAACAAAGAGGCUGAAAACUGAUAAAGCUUUUGUGAACGGGAUGCUGGAGGCACAAGCAUCAGAGGAUAGUGCGCAGGAAAGCAGUCUGUCCUUCUGGCGAAGCUGUGUGGGCCCACAUCACUUCUCCAGCAUCAGCAACGGCACUAGAUUUGUCGAGCCUGGACUUGCCAUUGCUGCCUGAGCCCUGGAAGAACUUAGAGGAGAUCCUCAAGAGGCUGAGGAGCAGCAUGGAGGAGCAGGUGAGCCUGGCGGAGCUGCCUGCAGCUUUGGAGAACACACUCGUGGUCCCCAGGAGCAGGCUUCAGCAUCCAGCUGUCACCUCCUACGGAUACAAACUGCAGUGCCUCAGGAUCCAGGUGAGGCAGAUCGUCAGGGAGAGGGAUAAGGCCAGGCUGGAUUUGGAGAAAGCAGAGAGACGCUGCCUGCAGCUUGGCAGGGAGUUGGACAAGCAGUACGUCGCUCUCGAGCACACCCAGAGCAAGCUCAAGGAUUUUCAGACGGAUAUAGAGGCAAAAGAGCUGCUUUUACAGCAAGCGGUCAGUCACCAAGCAAAGCUGGAGGCUGAUAGGCGGUUCCUCCAGGACAAAGAGGCCAGCCUGCAAGAGAGAUUGAACCAUACAGUGAAGGAGAACACGCAGCUGCAAAACAAGGUCAGAGAGAUUGCUGAGAAACUGGCGGCCUCUGAGAAGCUGGUGCUGGAGCUGCAGAAAGAACUCAACCGUGUUGUGAAGGACAAGCUCGGCCAGGUGGAGCCCCACAGCCCAGAGCUCUCGAACCAGAGUGACUGCUUUGCAGAGAUUGUCCAGGAGUACGAGCAGCAGUGCCAGAGAGUCAAGGUGCUGUGGGACCAGAAUGGAGUGCUGCGAAGGGAGCUGGAAAGGCUGCAUCGACAGCUACAGGAGAGCAGGGCUGAGAGAGGGCUUCCAGCAGGAGGUCUGUCCUCACACGGCUCCUCUCAGCCAGCGUGCCGCCCUCCCAGCCCUCUGGCUCCCACUUCUCUGUGCUCAGAGACGUCGCUCUCAGUGGAGCAGCUCCAAGAGCAGCUGUGGGAUGCGAAGGUGCAGCUGGGAACCAAGAGUGAGAAGAGCGAGGGGGAGGUCUCCCACCUGGAUGUCAAGAUGCGUCAGCUGGGCUGUGAACCGCCUGAGCUCAAGGCUGGCCAGCUGCAGAGCCAGAGGCUCGCGGAGGCUGAGCAGCCCCGAGGAGCAGAGAUGGCCGCAAGGCCGGAGCAUCACCAGCAUCAUGCAGCACGUUGGAUGGAGACAGAGCUGCUCCAACAGCAGCUCAAGGCCUCGCAGGAGAAGCUCUUAGAAGCCGAAGCAAACCUGAGCCUGGUCCAGACUCGGCACGCUCUGCAGUUGCGGCAGGCCAAGGCCCAAAUGAACGACAUGGUGCCGAAGAAGCAGUUCGAGCAGCUUCAAAGCAGCUUGAGGCAGGAACAGCGCAAGGUUCAGCAGCUCCAGGAAGACCUCCACCGGCAGGCUGAGCACACAUGCAGGCAGCUGGUGAGGACUCAGGAGGAACAUGAGCGUCUGCUGCAGGCAGCUGUGGAGCAGGCAGAGGGGCUGGAGGACAGCCUGAGGAGUGCCGAAGCUUUGCUGGCGGAGAGGGCGGCUCGGCUCGAAGAUGCCCAAGCCCAGCUCUCGAGGAACAAACUGCUGAUGGAAAACCUCUGUGAGGAGAACAGGGGGUUUGUGCUGGCCCUGCAGGCAGCUGAGCUGAAGCAGAAGAGCACUGAGGAAAAGAACCAGCUGUUGGAGGAGCAAGCCUCAGCUCUGAAGCAGCUCAUCAGAAAAAUCACACCAGCAUCUUUGAGUGGGUGAUGGGGCACCCACUGUGGCAACCCUGCCCCUAGUCCUAGCCGGGGUUUGUCAGGUGUGGAAGGGUAGGUAUGGCCGGGUUGGGAAAUCAGCCUCAUCUUCCCUGCUCUUGCCAGGAUUUUCCUGGGUAGAAAGUAGAAAACAGAGAAACCAGACAGUCCUUUAAGGAAAUUGGCCCUGUGUAUAGCUGAAUUUUCCUGCUGAAAGCACCAGCUUUGCUGCCUCUUUCAGUGGCAGAGUGUGCUGCUGUAAGCCAGGUCUGUCUCGGGGCAGCCAGCCCCCAGGAGCUGCCUGCACUGUCGGCGUGUUUGGUGGUGGUGCAGGUGCUCCCUCUCCGUGGAGGGUGGCUGCUGGGAUCACGCUGUUACAGCUGGAAAGCCAGGGCAGGAGGGCUGGCAGGUUCCUGCAUCUGGCUCACUUCUAACAGGAAAGCCGUGUUGUGGCAUUAAAAUGUUUGCAAAUAUUACAGCA